Mercurialis annua (annual mercury) is the source of this 1037-nucleotide messenger RNA. Its product is annotated as BURP domain protein RD22-like. The transcript is spliced from 3 exons. The coding region runs from base 14 to 928 and encodes 304 amino acids. The record is from RefSeq and is a predicted model, not a curated record. NCBI's taxonomy places the organism in Eukaryota, Viridiplantae, Streptophyta, Magnoliopsida, Malpighiales, Euphorbiaceae.
UAUAGGAGCCAAUAUGGAGUUUCAUUUUCUUCCUUUCUGUGUUCUAUUCUGCAUUGUAAUCAGUGGAAAUGCUUCUCAGGCACCGGUUCCUGCAGUGAUGUAUUGGCAAUCCGUGUUACCAAACACUUCCAUGCCAAAAGCUCUACACGAUCUUAUACAACCCGAAACUGCACAGGAAAAUACAAGCACUUUUUCAGAAGUAGAGUUUACAUCAUUACAGGCAGAUUAUGGAAUUGGGUAUAUUAAUAAAGAAUCACUUGUAAAAAGCACCAUAGCCAGUAAUAUAACGACUGUCUACUUCUUACAUGACGAUCUUCAUCCUGGUCAGAAGAUGAUGCUCGUUUUCGCCAAAUCAAGUAAUGAGUCUAAUUUCGUGUCGCGUAAAAUUGCGCAAACAAUACCCUUUUCAAGCAAUAGAUUUUUGGAAAUUCUGAAACAUUUUUCAAUAGAACUUGCAUCAAGAAAAGCUCAAAUUAUCAAACGAACGAUCAAAGAAUGUGAAGCGUCGGGUGUUAAGGGUGAAGAUAAAUAUUGUGCUACAUCUUUGGAAUCAUUAGUUGAUUUUAUUGUUGCAAAAUAUGGAAACAAAGUUGAAGCAUAUGCAAAUGAGGUAGAAGAAGAGAAUAAGAAGCAGAAUUAUACAUUUUUGAAGGGAAUAAAAAUGAUUGGAGACGAUCAAAUAGUAUGUCAUAAGAAGAGAUAUCCUUAUGCUGUGUUUUAUUGCCAUAUAAUAAUGGAGACAAGGGCUUACUUGGUUCCGUUAAUGGGUGAAGAUGGCUCCAAAGCUGAAGCAAUUGUUGUUUGCCAUAUGAAUACUUCAGCUUGGAACCCAAUGCAUUUGGCUUUUCAAAUCUUGAAAGUUAAGCCUGGAGGCCCUCCAAUUUGUCACUUUCUUAAUAGUGAUACUAUUGUUUGGAUACCUAGCUAGAUUUUUGUAAAUAUUAAAUUUAAUAGUUUUUUGUUGGCUUAACCCAUAUAGAGGUCCCUGUACUUCACACUUUUAUUUCCGUAGGUCCUUAUACUUCAUUUUUGUAUUA